Odocoileus virginianus texanus is the source of this 1028-nucleotide messenger RNA. RefSeq names its product nudix hydrolase 8 (gene NUDT8). Gene Ontology annotation, molecular function: coenzyme A diphosphatase activity. NCBI's taxonomy places the organism in Eukaryota, Metazoa, Chordata, Mammalia, Artiodactyla, Cervidae. The record is from RefSeq and is a predicted model, not a curated record.
UGCCUGGGUCCGCCCCUUAGUCGGGCCCCGCCCCCGUGGGCGUGGCCUGUGCCCCUACCUCUCCCCACCAAGGCGGGUAAACUCCUCCCACGGCCCGCCCCCCAGGUUCCCGAGAGACCUCCCCAAGUGUACUCGCCCGAGCCUCUUCCCUCGCGCCGCCCGGUGCCCUCGGUGUCCCCGCCGCGCUGGACCGGACAUGCUGCCCGACUGCUUGUCGGCGGAGGGCGAACAGCGCUGCCGGCGGUUGCUGGCGGGAGCCACGGCCCGGCUGCGCGCGCGGCCUGCGGCGGCCGCGGUCCUCGUACCUCUGUGCUCGGUGCGCGGGGUCCCGGCGCUCCUCUACACGCUGCGGUCCAGCCGCCUGGCCGGGAGGCACAAGGGUGACGUCAGUUUCCCAGGUGGCAAGUGUGACCCCGCUGACCGGGAUGUGGUGCACACGGCCCUGAGGGAGACGCAGGAGGAGCUGGGCCUGGCUGUGCCCGAGGAGCAGGUGUGGGGAGUCCUGCGGCCGGUGCACGACCGGGAAAAGGCCACAGUGGUGCCAGUGCUGGCCGGUGUGGGCCCGCUGGAUCCCCAGAGCCUCAGGCCCAACCCCGAGGAGGUGGAUGAAGUGUUCGCCCUGCCCCUGGCCCAUCUCCUGCAGGAGCAGAACCAAGGUUACACCCACUUCUGCCGCGGUGGCCACUUCCAGUACACGCUGCCUGUCUUCCUGCACGGGCCGCACCGGGUCUGGGGGCUCACAGCCGUCAUCACCGAGUUCACCCUGAAGCUUUUGGCCCCUGGUGUCUACCAGCCCCGCCUGGCCAGCCCGGAGCUGCCCCGGGGCUGAAGGCCUGGCCCUGAGCGGGCCCUGCCUUUGCCCUGCCAGGCCGGCUGCUCUCCAGGACUGAAUAAAGAGUCUUUCCCAACACUGUGGCAACUGCAUCUUCUGCACUGGAGCCCUGACCUUGGGCAGACUCCAUGGGACAGCUGGCCUGCUGGCUGGGGCACCUUGGGAUAAUCACGCUGUCACUUGCUAUGUGCGCAUA